UAUUCAAAGCAAAAAUUGAAAUGUCAUCCACUGCAGCAGAAGAAAUUGAACUAUUAGAGCGUGUACUUUUGCGUCUGGGUUGUGCGGAUACCGAUGAAAAGUUGGAAUCAUGCGUGGGACGCUUUCUAACACCGGUAAUACUAAAGAUUACCUCGCCUCAUGAUAAUGUCAGGAAUAAGGUGGUAGAAGUUUUGACACACAUUAAACGUCGCUUAACCUCAAGACCCUUGGUUCAAAUACCCGUGGAGGCUUUGAUAGAUCAGUAUAAAAAUUCAGCAGACUCACCAUUUUUACAAAAUUUUGCCAUUAUUUUUAUAACCAUGGGCUAUCCACGUUUGAAUCUAGAGCAACGUAGCUCAUUGGCGGCCAAAGUUGUGUGUUGUGAGGAGAAAUUGGAAAAUUAUCAGGAUAAAUUGUUUAUGUUGAUUUUACCCGAUUUGAGUGAAAUAAAACUACCCGAUGAUCCGGCUCAGCGUAAAAAUGUUUUAAAUUUACACGAUAAACCAGAAAUAAAACGUAAUUUCCUUUCCUUGCUACAAGAUGUGCUGUUGCUGCCCUAUGGUGUAACCCAGGAACAAGAGGUGCCACCCGGCAUGAGUACCUAUUCCUUUAAAAGGGUCAUAGUUAAUAAUUGGAGAGCAGAGGAUUUGGAAAAUAUCAAAAAAGGCAUAGUGCGCUUAAUUUGCUCCGGUAUUUUCAAUGAUACCGAAAUAUUUGUGUUACUGGUUUUGGCUUCUUCGGAUACACGUUUUAGUGUGGCUACUCCAGCCAUAGCGGAAUUGAGUAAAGUUUGUACUAUAUUGGAGUUUAAUGAUCCUUUAGUUACUAUGCCUUUGUAUGCCUUGUUCUCGGGCAAUAACUCCACGGUGGCGGAACGGAAAACCACUCCCAGCUGUUCCCGCGUCAGACAAAAGUUAUUGUUGUAUCUGGUUAAAUGCCGCGGUAAGGGUAUAAGUGUACCCAAGGGCAUACAAGUGGUGUUUGAGGGUUUGUUUGGCACCAAUACCAGCCAGAAAUGUAAAGUGUUGUCUCUACAAUUUGCCGAAGUGCUCAUUAAAGAAGGCCAAUCGGAUAUUAUAACCAAAGUUUCCAAAGUACUUUUGACCGGUUUCAGCAAACUGGUGGGCAAGGAAUCCAGUGAACCCAAUGAUGUACAAAAUGCUGCCUACUCAGCCUUGGCACAACUUUCACGUACUUGUCCCUCAGCCGUAAAUCAAGAUUUGAAAAUAGUCUUAUCCUAUUUCAAUCAUUUAACCAAUUCUCCACCUGAAUUACACUCCUCCAUAAGAGAGGCUUUGGUGGCCAUGGCUCCAGCCUUUGCCUGGAAAGCUAAAGAUGAUACCAACACCUCUUCAGAACAGGUUCAACUAACCGGCCAGCAACAUUUACUAUUGGCCAUGUUGUCGGACAAUGCCGAAUCUAAGCUGCAUAUUGUACAAAAUGUCACCAGCAUUUUUAUUACCACCUGUUAUCCCGAGUACUAUGCUCCCGCCAGAUAUUUGUUAUUGCUUAUUGCAGGAGAACGCAAUUCCUUGCGUGAAAAUGUUACUUCCUAUUUGUAUGGUGUCUCCAAAAAGGAUCAUAUUAAUUACAACAUGUUGUCGUCUGUUGAGUUUCCUUUGGAGUCAGAUAAAGAUGAUUUCAAUAAAUUGACUUCCGAGCAACGUCAUGUUGUUUUGCCCAGUUUCCAAUCUAUGAUGCAUCAUGUUAAUGAAACCUCACAAAAGAGAUUAAAGAAAAAUCUGUCGGUGGUGGUGGGACGCACUAAACUGCCAUAUUCUUUGGAGGUUUAUGAAGAGAUUUUAGACUACUUACGCAUUUGCUUUUGGUAUUCAGCUGGCGCCCGCUGUGCUCCUGGCGAUGCUUUGUAUAUGCAAAAACUUAAGACCUAUAUACUAAGUAAUUAUGAAGAAUCGGAUAAUAAUGAAUUGCGUCAAUAUUUGUUAUUUAUACAAAGAGGCGUGGAAGCCAAGAGAAAUGAAUCUAAUUUAUUGUGUUUAUACGACUUGCUUAAUGCCACUCCCGAUCUGUUGUGUAAAUCUCAAAUUCAUUUACUAGAACCUUUAAGCAACUCUCUCAAAGAUGUUUCGGAAGUUAUGCGACUCAAUGUCUCACAAAUCGUGGGCAUUUUAUGGGCCUAUGGCAGUGAUGAAAAAGAAUUUGAGGCUCAGAUCACCGACUGUUUGGUGAGUUUGCCUCAAAAAAGUCUGGAACAUAAACACGGCUGGUUGAUGGUUUUGGGUCAUGCCUUUAGUCGUUACAUACAAUAUGCCAAAGCCAAUAAACUUGAAAAAGAUUUUCAAAAAUGGUCACAAUUUGUGGAUGCCAUUAAAGUUAUAGCUGAAAUCUUGGUUAAGGGCCCUCAAGAUUUGCUGAUUUCAGCCGCCGUUAAAUGUAUUUCCAUGAUUGGCAAGUACACCGAAAUUCCCAAUGUUCAAUUAGAAAUAACUAUCCAGAAAACCGAAGAUGCUGAUGAUGAUGAAGAAAUGACAGAAUAUACUGCCACUGGUUUCACAAAAUUCUUUAUUUUCACCGUGGUCCAUCGCCUGUUGCUCAGAUCUUCGGUACGUCCCAAAAUACGUGGUGAGGCAGCCAAAUGUUUGGGCAAUUUAGCCAUUGGUGAUGGUGAAUAUUUCACCCAACGUAAUCUCGAUAAAUUCCUUUCCAUGGUUAAGGUGCAAAAGGAUGCUGCUCUUAAUAUCUCCAUUUCGGAUGCUAUUGCCUCUACUCUGUGCGGCUAUGAUGUGGCUGAAGGUUCACCAGCUGAUGAUUUCGUUAAUUGCCAUUGUAAUGAUGAGGCAUUUGAGAAGUUUCUUAAUGCUUUAAUACGUUUGGUACCCGAACCUAAUCCGCAUUCACGUCAAGCCUGUUCGGUGUGGCUGUUGGCUGUGGUGAAACACUGCAGUUAUCGUCCGGCUGUAGUGGGUCAAAAGCAAAUGUUACAAUAUGCUUUCACCGAAUUGCUGUCAGAUGAUAGUGAAUUCGUGCAAGAUGUAGCCUCUCGCGGUUUAGGCUUGGUCUACAACCUGUCCGAUCCCAGCAGCCAAAAUGAUUUGGCCAAUUCUUUGCUGGACCAACUUAUGGGUGGCAAACGUAAAGUAAAUAAAGUCUCUCAAGACACCGAGCUAUUUGCUGAAGGCAUGUUGGGCAAAACUCCUACUGGUGGCAACAUUACCACCUACAAAGAAUUAUGCUCGCUAGCCUCGGAUCUUAAUCAACCCGAAAUGAUUUAUCAAUUUAUGCAACUGGCCAAUCAUAAUGCCGCUUGGACCAGUAAGUUAGGAGCCGCCUUUGGUCUCAAGUCUUUGUCUAGUGAGACCAAAUCAAAAAUGGAGCCCUAUUUUGGUAAAAUUGUUCCACGUCUCUAUCGCUAUAAAUACGAUCCCACGCCAAAAAUACAAAAUUCCAUGAUUUCCAUAUGGGAUUCGAUUGUUAGUGAUCCCAAAGAGGUGGUGGAGAAAUACUAUUGGGAAAUCUUAAGAGAAAUCUUAGAUAACUUAACCUUUAAUGAGUGGCGAGUGCGUAUAGCCUGUUGCUUGGCCGUAAGGGACUUAUUAAGACGACCAAAUGGUUUAAAAUUGCGUACAGAUGAAAAGAAACCAAAUCCAGCAUCUCCUUCGAAAAGUAAUAAAAUGGAAGUUGAUGGCGAGGUACCAGAACCUGAACUGAAAGAAUUGUGGUCUCAGCUAUUUAGAGUUAUGGAUGAUAUACAUGAGGGCACCAGAUUGGCAGCUCAAGGAUCGGCUAUGUUUUUAAGCAAGCUUUGCGUCAUUGCCGCCUCUUCGGAUCACGGCAAAUCUGGCACUGCUGUUGCUUCUUCCAUUUUACCCUUCCUCUUGGAAACUGGUGUAAUACACACCGUCGAUGAUAUACGCAAAAUUAGCAUUAAAACCAUAUCCGAAAUGAUUGAUUCAUCUGGUGCUUUAAUAGCUCCACAUUUACCCUCUCUCAUACCCUGUUUGUUAAAGGCCACCGGUGAAUUGGAAUCUACAAAAUUAUCUUAUCUGUCGACACGUCUGGGAGCCGAUCAUGAUGCCCAAGAAAGAGUGGAUUCUUUAAGGGCUGAAGCGGCCAAAAGUCAUCAUACAACGGAGACAACAGCUAAGUGUGUACGUUUUGUGGACUAUCCGGCUUUGGAGAAAAUGACACCCGCUGUUUUGGAUCUCAUUAAAACCAGUGUUAAUUUGGGCACUAAAAUAGCCUGUGCUCAUUUCAUAUGUCUGGUCAGCAUACGUGUGGGCAGUGAAAUGACGCCUUUGGUGGGUAAAUAUUUGGGUGCCUGUUUUGUGGGUCUUAAGGAUCGUAAUGCCACAGUGCGCAAAUACUAUGCCAGUGCUAUAGGCCACUUAAUAGGAAUAGCCAAGGAACAAUCUAUACGUAAUCUAUUUGUCAAACUUGAUGAAUUGUAUAUGGAAAAUCCUGCCAAUCGUUCGGCUGUCCUUGUCAUCCAGUCCAUCAAUAAACGUCACAAUGAAUUGCUCAAAGAUUAUCUGGACAGUGUGUUGCCGCUGAUAUUCUUUGCCAUGCAUGAGGAGCCCAAUGAUGAUAAUAAAACCACCAUUGAAUUGUGGCGUGAUUUAUGGAAUGAAAUCAGUUCCGGUGACGCGGGUAUUCGCAUGAAUCUUAACGUUAUAGUACCCAAAUUGGAGAAAUCACUAAACGAUGCCAGUUGGUCACGCAAAGCUCAGGCGGCCAAUGCUAUACAAACUAUUGCCAAACGUUUAAAGUCGUCUAUUGAAGAAGCUGAUCGUUUGCGUUUGAUUUCGUUGCUUAUAACUGGGCUGCAGGGACGUACUUUUCAGGGUAAAGAACGUUUGUUGCAAGCCUUGGCCGCUUUGUGCAAAGGUUUGGAUCAUAAACAUGAGAUAUGUGACAAGAUUGUUGAGUCGGCGAUGAAAGAGUGCCGCAAAGAGGAGCCACAAUAUCGCACCUUGGCCUUGGCUAGUUUGGGUGAUAUUUUAGAGGAACUGGAGCAGGAUCGUUUUGAAGAGGUUUACAAUAUGAUCUGGUACCUGUUGGACAAAAAAGAGCUGCGCCAACUGUCCAACUCCGACGACGAAGCCGACAAUAGCUCACACAAAGAUUUUACCACAGAUGAGCGCAACAAACGCGCCAGUAUUUUGAAUAAACUCAAAGAGACUGUUUGCGAAACAUUAGGCAAAUCUUGGCCCAAAAAUUCCUUCGAAACACAAAAGAAAUAUCAGCAAUUAUUUGCCGAACGCUGUUCUCAAUGUCUGCGUGAUAAUACACGUUCGGUGCAGGUCAGCUUAAUGGUUGCGCUAACAAAAUUCAUAGAACGUUUGCAAGUGCUGAACAAUGAACAGGUUCAAGCAACCGAGGGUAAUCAAGAGAAAAAGGUCAAGAUGGAUGUACAAUUGGAGCGUGAUAGUAUAAUUGAGAAAGUAUCACAGGAUAUAUUGUCUGCGGUUACUUAUGCAGCAGGCAUACCUCAUACGGGUUUGAAAAAAGAAGCUCUUAAUAUCGUUUUAAUAUUGAUUAAACGUUUAACCGAUGCCAAGGACAUGAAACACUUGACUUUGAUUAGACAAAAUUUCGAAGAAAAUCUGGAGAAAUUCCAAAAAGAUUCAGCUCCCGAAGUUAGAUGUCGCAUUAAGGAUAUCGAGGAGAAAUUUAGCAAGUGUAGCUUUCAUGAUUAUUAAUUAAGAAUGUAAAAGGCAUAAAUAGCAAACAUUGUUUUUUGUAUUUAUUGAUUGAUGAUGGAGUCAAAGAAAAAAAUGGAAUAAAUUUCAUUAAAAUUAAAGGCAAAUAAAAAUCAUUUUAUAACAAUA
This is a messenger RNA of Calliphora vicina (urban bluebottle blowfly), 5789 nucleotides long. RefSeq names its product proteasome-associated protein ECM29 homolog. The record is from RefSeq and is a predicted model, not a curated record. Gene Ontology annotation, biological process: proteasome assembly. The coding region runs from base 21 to 5660 and encodes 1879 amino acids. Gene Ontology annotation, cellular component: nucleus; cytoplasm. The transcript is spliced from 21 exons. Gene Ontology annotation, molecular function: molecular adaptor activity. NCBI's taxonomy places the organism in Eukaryota, Metazoa, Arthropoda, Insecta, Diptera, Calliphoridae.